AUGGAGGGAGCCGGUCUUGCUGUUGGGAUCGCCGCCCUUGCUGGUCUGUUUAACAAUGCCGUAGACUGUUUCGAAUACGUCCGACUUGGUCGCGCUUUCGGUACCAACUUCCAAACCAGCCUGCUAAAGCUAGAUAAUGCGCGAUUACGCCUUUCGCGAUGGGGCGAGUCUGUCGGACUGGAUGGCGACUUUGGCAACGCUCACGCUAUCAAGCUAGCGACAGGACCGCCAGAAGACGUGGCCGCAGCCGAAAGAGUGCUGUCACAGAUUAUGAAUCUUUUCGCAAACGCGGAGGGCAUUUCGAAGAAAUACAGAAGCCGCACAGGGGAAGCUGAUUGGAACCUUGCAAUUCUCGACGUGGCCACAGAUAUGGAACCCUUGGGCCAGUCGUUACACGAGAAGAUGCGCACCAUGUCCGUCAAGCGACAGAACAGCACGCCUCUGCGACAAAAGGUGCAAUGGGCACUGUAUGAAGAGAAACACUUUAAGAGGUUGAUCGAAGAUGUCACGGACCUUGUCAACGACCUCGUGCAACUGUUCCCUGCGGUACUCGAAGAACAGCGCAGGCUGUGCAGAACGGAAGCGUCUACAAUCGGCUCUAGUGACUGUCUUCUUGCUCUACAAGACAUUACCGCACUACAGGACAAGGAACUCCAUCAAGCUGUUGUCGAAACGUUACUAUCGAAAGGCCACCGAAACACGACGUUCAACAACUACAAUUCCAAGAUCAGUCAGUAA
Messenger RNA from Alternaria atra, 738 nucleotides. RefSeq lists its product as uncharacterized. Bases 1 to 738 code for a protein of 245 amino acids. NCBI's taxonomy places the organism in Eukaryota, Fungi, Ascomycota, Dothideomycetes, Pleosporales, Pleosporaceae. The record is from RefSeq and is a predicted model, not a curated record. The transcript has 2 exons.